Molecule: messenger RNA, 2285 nt
Organism: Lytechinus variegatus (green sea urchin)
Lineage: Eukaryota; Metazoa; Echinodermata; Echinoidea; Temnopleuroida; Toxopneustidae
Product: low-density lipoprotein receptor-related protein 3-like
Exons: 5
Coding region: 149-1105 (318 amino acids)
Molecular function (GO): protein binding
Source: RefSeq, a predicted model, not a curated record
UGAUCGGGCUAUACCAGGGUCUCCCAGCAAAGGUCAAAGUACGAACUCUCCUAAACUACAACUCUCGAGUUCGAGGCUAUAGGGCUACGAAUAAACCCUGUGGGAUUUAUGUUCGCGGACAUGAACGAGUAGUGCAAGAAUUGUGUGGAUGUCGGAAAUCAACAUGGCGUCCCUAGUAACCAAGAAUGCCCUGAGGUCAGUGAUGUCUCCCAUAGAACCCUUGUCUGUGUUGCUUGCAAUAACACUUCUUCUCACUUCUUCUGGAUUCUCUGCAGGGAUCAAAGUAGUUUAUUUGACAUCGCACUGUGGCUCUGUGAUUCCUACUGGCGUUGGGGGUCUCCUAGAGGCAGAGUCAGGUCUGAAGUAUAAGAAUAAUAUCGACUGUACCGUGACGCUGUCUGCUCUCCCUACCCAUCGAAUCUUGGUACAGUUUCAACGGUUUACUCUGGAGAGUGGGGUUAAUGGUAAAUGCCCUGACAGUUUAAGGUUGUUUGAUGGUAAUACCGUGGACGAUCCAGCGCUUACCGCAGAGCUCUGCGGACGUUUUACCCAGUUACCGGAUUACGUCUCCAGUGGCAGCAACAUCACCGCGAGGUUUAAAACGGAUGACGGCGGACAAUCCAUGGGAUUCGGAAUCUACUUCACGCAAAUAUCAGAUGCACCCUGCCUGAGUGAUGGAGAGUUUGAAUGUAACAACAGCUUUUGCAUCGACCGGUCACUAGUCUGUAAUACAAUCAACAUGUGCGGCGAUUGGAGCGACGAAGGUAACUGCACAGCGCCCCCUCCUGAAGUUCAAGGUCUAUCCUUAGCUGCCAUUGUCGGUAUCGGCGUCGCCAUCAUCUUCGUCAUCGCGAUGGUCGUCCUACUUAUCCUCAGGAUCAUCCAAUAUCAACGACAACGACUGACUUUGAAGAGGCUGGUUGACCAGGUCGACAAGGACGUCAAGAAAAACCCAUACGCAAGGUUACCGGCAGACGCAUCAGAAGUCAUCGACCAAGACGAGGAUGAAAGCUAUGUGUUAAAGACUGAUGACAUCGGGUUGAGCGGGAAGGUUUUCGGUCGAAAACGAUCCUCAAAGGUGGCGCCUGCGCAGUAUGACUCUUAAAAAACAGUGGAUCGUUUCAUGAAAGGACUUGUGGGACGUUCUAUCAGACAAGUCAUGAUCCGAUAGUUACCAUACUAACACUACUUCUCAACCUAUCAAAAUCAAGGAUUGUCAGAUCUGACAAGUUGUCUGACAAAAUAAUUCAUGGAAAGCUCCCCAGAUAACUAGGUCACCUUGCUAAAAAAUAGUUUGUUAUCAUGUUGCCAACGAUUUGUCCUUGUAGUUAAUAACUCGCAAACCAAUCCUGGACACCAAGUAAAAUAAUGCAGUCUCGCUCGACAAUUUCUCCGAGUCUCAUGCGGAACCAUGUUGCAUGAAUUGGGAAUUCUCCUAUCUCCUCAUAACGUAUACACAAGUUUAUUUUCAUCUUCAUGAGAAAUCACAAGAGAAGAUAUAGCAAUUCGACGUGGGAAUGCGUGAUGCUCUACCAGUUUUCAUUUCAGUCUCUCCAAACCUAGACGGAAAAAUCUGGUGUUGCAGAUCAGUUUUUGUUUUACAUUUUCUGAAUUUUUCGGUAUGGAGGGAGGAGCUGCGACGAAGCCAUAUAAAGUCUCAGCGGAGAAUAUCCUGACCGAAAUAGAAUCAUUUUUUGGGUCUACUCUAAACCAUGCUUGAUCAGAUAUAUAUUUUUCUUUCAUAAAAUAAUCAUCUCUCAGUAAAAGUUAUUGCAAGCAUUGUACUGGAGUUUAUAAACUAUGCUCGCCAAUGGAAGAACUCUUUUAUCUAAUAAGGAAGCUUAUUUUGUUUGUUUGAUAAUAUAUAAAUAUUAUUCGGUGUUAGUAUUGUUUUGAUGUAAUGUAGCAGGCGUUGUUUUUCAUCAUCUCAUUUGUCUAUAAUUUGUUAUGAAGUGUUACAAUGCCUAAAAGGGAAUUCCGUCCAUUCUUUUUAUAAAUAUUUGUUUUACAUAAAGUGUACCUUUAUCGUUGAUCUUGAAAUGAAUGGGCCCUCUCUGUAAUGAAAAAUAGGCCAAAGUUUAAGAACCCUUUAAUUUCUAACCGCGCGAGGGGUGAGUGGGGGCGGGCGGGUUAUUAACUUAUGUUGGUCUACAUAUACGUGUGACCAGAAAAGCGGCAAAAAGUAAAUGUCAUUGUUCAGAACCGAUAAGUCCUAGGCGAAUUUGAAUGUCAUAAAUUAACAAAAGCAUAAAAGGAAAGUUUUCUUUUUUUUGGGGGGGGGGGGA